UACACCUUUCAGUGCAUGCAUGUGGUUUUAAAUUUAAAGUUUUUUGAAAAAGAUAGAUGGAGAUGGAGGAAGGUUUGGUGGUGAGAGGGAGGGUGGAGAUCGAUAUGCGGCGGCCUUUCAAGUCGGUUAAAGAGGCUGUUAUGUUGUUCGGAGAGAAAGUUUUGGCAGAAGAGGUCUAUGCCGGCCAGAAGCACAAACAGAUUGCGAUCAAUGAAGGAGAAAACAAUCGCGAAUACCGAACAAAAGUCGGAGCCAUAGCCGCAGAGCUCGAAGAGACAAAACAAACCCUAGAGAAAGCAAAAGAGGAGGAAACAUGCAUGGCUUACUACCUCGCCUCGCUUAAACAAGAACUUGAAGAAACCAAGUCCGAGCUAAAACAACUCAAGUCGAAACAAGAACAACCCUACUAUCCAAAACAUUCUUCUCCGGUUGAUAAAGAGAUAGAAGAGAUCAAAUUCAUCGAAAAUCCACUAAAAGUAGAAGUAAAUCAUCCGGAAAAGGAAGAAAGUGAUGAUGAUUACGCGGUAUUUGAAAAGAAAAGAUCGGUAAAGUUUGCUAGCCCUACUUCUUUAACCAAAUUGAUGGUUGAAGCUCCCAAAAUGCAAGAAACAAGCCCAUCUUCACACAAGAAGAAAGCCUUAAGAAAAACCAUAAUUCCUUCACUUGGUGGGAUUUUCUCAAGAAAGAAAGGUAGUCAAUCUGCAAAAACACUCAAAAUUUCCAAAUGAAACAAGUUGGAUCUUUAAAUGGAUUCAAAGAUGUUCGUUAUGAUUCUGAUCUUCAUAUGUCUGAUUUUACAUGGAUGGAACAAAUAACUGAAGAUCAUCAUCAUUACAUGUAACAUGAGCAAUAGCUAACGUUGGCGAAUAUUUGUUUUAGAUUCUUUUUGUUUUAGGGUUUCAAAUCUUUUAUGUCCUAUGUAAUAAGUGUACUAUUGAUUAAUACGAAACAUUUUAAAACAA
Molecule: messenger RNA, 962 nt
Organism: Helianthus annuus (common sunflower)
Lineage: Eukaryota; Viridiplantae; Streptophyta; Magnoliopsida; Asterales; Asteraceae
Product: WEB family protein At3g51220
Exons: 2
Coding region: 57-728 (223 amino acids)
Source: RefSeq, a predicted model, not a curated record